AUGGUAGAUAUGACAUUACCUGACCCAGCUCCAGCACCAUAUUAUUAUGACUAUGGAGAUGACGACAGAACACCACAUGUAGAUGAACAAAAGCUAACAUUAUAUUUAGAUUAUUAUAGAUAUAAAAGAUAUAAUGCAAUAGAAAAAACGAGAAUAGUAUAUUAUUAUACAGAUGACAGAAAUAAAUAUUAUAGUCAAGAUUUUACCUACCCUGAAAACAUAAGAUUAUAUUAUAAAAAAUAUUCUGACACAAACCAGAAGAAACCUGAAAUAGUUGCACUAUAUUUUAAGUUCAAAAGAGACAAUCCUAUAUUAUCUCAUAUGUUUGAUUUAAUGAACCCAGUAGGUUCUAUUUAUACAUCUAUGGAUGCAAGAGGUCCUCAAGCGAUGUUUGGUGUUGGUGCAUGGGAACAAAUAGUCGACAAGUUUUUGUAUUGUGCAAACUCUUCAAAGGAAACAGGUGGAAGUAAAACGAUUUCAGGUGAAAAUUUACCUGCACACAGUCACUACAUAGAUUUAAGUACAUCUCAAGCAGGUUGGCAUAAGCAUAGAUAUUGGGAUUGGUCAGGAAUGACAAAAGGUAAAGGAUAUGAUGUUAAAGACGACGUUAAGUUUGCUAUAAAUUGUUACUGGAGUGACACUCAGGGAGAAGGAAACCAUACACAUUUCGUUUCAGGAUAUACACAAACAACGGGACAAAGUAAAGAAUACAUGCCACCUUACAUGACAGUUUACGCAUGGUAUAGAGUUCAAUGA
Molecule: messenger RNA, 756 nt
Organism: Trichomonas vaginalis G3
Lineage: Eukaryota; Parabasalia; Trichomonadida; Trichomonadidae
Product: phage tail repeat-like family
Exons: 1
Coding region: 1-756 (251 amino acids)
Source: RefSeq, a predicted model, not a curated record